CAUUCCUAAAACCCUGCGUGGCCAACCCUCCCCUUAUCAUCUCCUAUUGUUCUUCACUUCACUCACUCACUCACUCGCCCCCAUAAACGCAACCAUGGCUUCUAUCAUUGGUGUCUCCUCUAUACACCAAACUCCCUCUCUCGAACUAUACAAAAGACCAACCACAACUGCUUCUACUUCCUCCGUUCGGUUACAAUGUUUAGACUCAAAGUCUCACUUCAACAACGCCCUCAGAGCCCACCGUCACAAAACUGGCCUCAAGCCCACACUCACUUUCGUCCCUUCCGCCAUUGCCACGCCCAAUUCUUCCCUCCUCAGCGAAGAAGCCUUCAAAGGAUUGGGCCGCGGAUUCGACGACGACGCCCAAAUCGACGACGAAUUUGGUUACGCUUCUGAAUCCGACUCCUCUUCUACCAACCCCGACGAACUCGACAUUUCCAAGUUAGGUUUACCUUCUCCUCUCGUCGAUUCUCUCCAUAACCGUGGAAUCACUCGUCUUUUCCCCAUUCAGAGAGCCGUGUUAGUUCCUGCUCUUGAAGGUAGAGAUAUCAUUGCUCGAGCUAAGACUGGGACUGGAAAGACACUAGCAUUUGGGAUUCCGAUUAUUAAAGGCCUCACUGAAGAUGAGCAUGCACCUUCUCACAGGAGGUCUGGUCGUCUUCCAAGAGUUUUGGUUCUUGCACCAACCAGGGAGUUGGCAAAGCAAGUGGAGAGGGAGAUAAAAGAAUCUGCGCCUUAUUUAAACACUGUUUGUGUUUAUGGGGGUGUUUCUUAUGUUACCCAGCAAAGUGCGCUUUCGCGCGGUGUUGACGUGGUGGUUGGAACGCCGGGUAGAAUUAUUGACCUGAUAAAUGGGAACAGCCUUAAACUGAGUGAGGUUCAGUAUUUGGUUCUUGACGAAGCCGAUCAGAUGCUUGCUGUUGGGUUUGAGGAGGAUGUGGAGGUGAUUCUAGAGAAGCUCCCGUCUAAGAGGCAGAGUAUGCUUUUCUCUGCUACCAUGCCUAGUUGGGUUAAGAAAUUGGCUAGAAAAUAUUUGGACAACCCUUUGACGAUUGAUUUGGUUGGCGAUGAGGAAGAAAAGCUUGCUGAAGGGAUAAAACUAUUUGCCAUGGGAGCCACUGCCACUUCAAAGAGAACAAUUCUUUCAGAUGUUAUAACCGUUUAUGCAAAGGGUGGGAAGACUAUAGUUUUUACGCAGACAAAGAGAGAUGCUGAUGAAGUAUCAUUGGCAUUAACAAAUAGUAUAAUGUCUGAAGCACUGCAUGGUGAUAUAUCUCAGCAUCAGAGAGAGAGAACAUUGAAUGGUUUCCGGCAAGGAAAAUUCACAGUUCUCGUUGCCACUGAUGUUGCAGCUCGUGGACUUGAUAUUCCCAAUGUUGACUUGAUUAUCCAUUAUGAGCUUCCCAAUGAUCCUGAGACGUUUGUACAUCGUUCUGGUCGUACUGGGCGGGCAGGGAAACAAGGUACUGCCAUUUUAUUGUACACCAGUAGCCAGAGGAGAACUGUUAGAUCCCUUGAACGUGAUGUAGGCUGCAAGUUUGAAUUUGUUAGUCCACCAGCUAUGGAAGAGGUUUUGGGAGCAUCUGCGGAGCAAGUUGUUUCCACACUUGGUGCAGUUCAUCCUGAGUCUGUUGCGUUUUUCACCCCAACUGCACAAAAAUUGAUUGAAGAACAAGGAACAAGUGCCCUUGCAGCUGCUCUAGCACAACUGAGUGGAUUCUCCAGACCUCCAUCGUCCCGGUCUCUUAUCACCCAUGAACAGGGAUGGAUCACAUUGCAACUGACUCGAGAUUCAGAUAAUACUACUAGAAGAUAUUUUUCAGCAAGAUCAGUCACUGGGUUUCUAUCUGAUGUUUAUUCUGCAGCUGCUGAUGAAGUUGGAAAAAUCCAUUUAAUUGCGGAUGAAAGGGUUCAAGGAGCUGUUUUUGAUCUUCCCGAGGAAAUCGCUAAAGAGUUACUCAAUAGGGACAUACCACCCGGAAACACCAUUUCCAAGAUCACCAAGCUACCUCCUUUGCAAGAUGAUGGGCCUCCAAGUGAUUUCUAUGGGAAGUUUUCUGACAGAGAUCGAAGUAACCGAAGAGGUUCAGGUUCUAGGGAUCGCAGAAGUUUUAAAACCUCACGGGGAUGGGGUAGGGACCAAGACUCUGAUGAUGAGUUUGGUGAUCAAUUUAGGAGAGGAGGUAGAAAUUCUAAAACUGGCAACAGCUGGUCUCGAGGAGGAAAAAGCAGUAGGGAUGGGGAUGAUUGGCUAAUUGGAGGCAGACGAUCAAGCAGGUCUUUAUCAUCAGACAGGUUAUACUAUAGAAGUUAUAAUAAUACUUUUAAUUUUAUUUGGUAUUUUUCUUCCUAUACGAGUUAUAAGAAGCCUUAUCUGCAUCAUUUUAAGUCUAUGUGUAACUGAUUUGACAUUUGAAUGUGCAUUGCAGAGGUAGCUUUGGAGGGUCCUGUUUUAAUUGCGGGGAAUCUGGGCAUCGUGCAUCAGAUUGUCCAAACCGGCGAACCUUUUAUUAAGUUCCUAAGUAUUUAUUUUUGGACACCGCUUUGGCCAAGACGUGAGCUGCUACCACUGUUGUUGGCCUAAUGGGUUCAGAAAAAUUGAAAGAUCCUUCCUGGAAGAUUUACAGAAUCAUUAUGGAUUUGCAUCUCAUGUGGUGGCGUGGUCUUCAUGGGGGCCUCCGUUUUUUUGUCCUCGUUUUCUAAGUCGUCUUGUGCUAUUUGAUAAGAACAGUGUUAACAUUAUGGCUUUGCAUCUUCUCUUUUUGUGAAGGAGGUGGAUAUAUGAUCCUGUAUUCUACUUAACCAUAUUAUUUAAGAUCUUUUUGAACGUUAAUCGUUUAGAAACAGACAGGAAGAAUGAAUGAAAGGUGAAAUGCCAAAAG
This is a messenger RNA of Abrus precatorius (Indian licorice), 2882 nucleotides long. RefSeq names its product DEAD-box ATP-dependent RNA helicase 3, chloroplastic. The record is from RefSeq and is a predicted model, not a curated record. The coding region runs from base 95 to 2404 and encodes 769 amino acids. The transcript is spliced from 9 exons. Lineage: Eukaryota; Viridiplantae; Streptophyta; Magnoliopsida; Fabales; Fabaceae. Gene Ontology annotation, molecular function: zinc ion binding; ATP binding; helicase activity.